UGACAAGCUGGAUUUUGCGUUAAUUUUGCUAAUUUUUUUAUAUAAUUACUUUAUAAUAGUGGUGAAAUAAAAUUAAUAAAAUUAAAUAUACACCCCAAUCUUUAUUGUGGUGGUACAACUGUUUUCUCGCACCUUGCGGGAAAACAAUCGCGAGUUUGAAAACAUGAUUUUUUCAUUUAAAGGUUAUGGAGAGAAAAGAAAUACAAACUUCACUUUUUUCCCAAAAUUCUGAUUGUAUAAAGUUAAAUUAUCUUUCUAUAAUGUUCUCUAGAGCUAAAUUUAAACAAAUCAGAAAUAAUCUCUGAUAUUUUCUAGAGAUUCCUCUUUAGAAAAAAUGGAACAAAGUAAAUUUGGAAAAGUUUCAAAAACUGCUAAUAUGGAAAGGAAGUUUUGUGUGAAAUAAUUUUUUUUUAAUUAUGACCUUGCCUCCACUAUUCAAUGAGAGCUUUCCCUCUUUUAUUAAAGAGCAAAUAGAUAAUUGCACCAGUGCUUUUUGGUAUCAUCCGGAAUUUUCUCAAAGUCGUUAUCCACCAGGACAAAAAAAAAGUGAAGCUUGUACAUUAAUUUGUUUACUUCUGGCUCAACGAAUAAGUGAAAGAAAAUUAAAAAUCUGUAGAGUCGAGAAAUGUUCAGAAUUAAAUAUUUUAAUAGCAGAGGCAAUAAUUGAGGGAAAUAAAAUACAUGCACGGAUUUUAGACAAGCGAAUAAUUUCCCAUCCAUAUUUAAAUACCGUCGAGGCUCUCAUAUACGGAGGCAAAAGUUUAAAUAAAUUAAAAGAAUGGAAAUUCCGCGUGGUUCACGAGAAAAUUGAGAAAGGAUUGAGCAAAAAUAUAAAAAAUUUUCUUGACGUUUGGUAUAAGAAUCCGAGAUCAGAAAAUUUAUUUAUGCUUCUCAUCACUUGUGGCCGAACAAUAAUUUUUAUUUUUCAAAAUAAAAUCAAUAAGGUAUUAUUGUUCGAUUCACACGCCCACAAUACUAUUAAGAAUUGUAAAUUUGGAUUAAUCAUUGCGGAGACGACGAUAGAUAAUUUAGAAGCACUAUGUCACUGGUAUAUUCAAUCAAUUUUGCAUGGAUGCUAUUAUGCUUUCUCGAAUCAAUACGAAUUGGCAUUUUUAUACGAGCGGGAAAAUGGAAAACGAUGCCUCAGAGCUUGUAGUUGUAACAAUGGAAUUCAUAAAAUAUAGAAAGUGAAACUAAAAGAAAAAUAAAGAAGAAAAAGAAGAAGAAAAAAAAGGGAAAAGAAAGAAA
This is a messenger RNA of Leptopilina heterotoma, 1248 nucleotides long. RefSeq lists its product as uncharacterized. Lineage: Eukaryota; Metazoa; Arthropoda; Insecta; Hymenoptera; Figitidae. The transcript has 5 exons. Bases 417 to 1184 code for a protein of 255 amino acids. The record is from RefSeq and is a predicted model, not a curated record.